CGCGGUAACGGCGGGCCGGUGGGCUUGGACAGGGAGGGAGGGCCGGGUGGAGAUCGCCAGCUCCUCGCCCACCCGGGAGUCCUCCUGUCCACUCAUCCAGCAGUGCUCCCAGAGAAUGCGGGGACAAGCCUGGGCCCCGAGCGGGCAGGUCACGGCCCAAGGUCGGCCAGAGAAAGGGGCAGAUCCGGGCCCUGGUAAACAUUUUGGUCUACUUGCUUCCGGACUUUUAAUGGAUUAGUUAAUUCGUUGGGCAGAUAGCUACUGAGCACCUCCCAUAUGUCACGUCCUGGCCCAGAUGCAAGGAACGUGUAUGUCACUUAAGCUCUCAUUGUCCGGAACAGAGAAACAAAUUAGAAUUGUCCAAUUCGGUCAAUGAAAAGAUCGUUAUUGCGUGGGAUAUACACAUACGAGCACAUACGACAGUUCUUUCCUGUGGUUCCUGGGCUAAUUCACUUAAUAAAAACAAGACAGGGGUCUAAGAGGUGCAAACUAUUAGUUAUAAAAUAAACUACAAGGAUAUCUUGUACAACCAGGGGAACAUAGCAAAUUUUUUAUAAUUGAUAUAAAUGGAAUAUAACCUUUAAAUAUUGUAAAGCAUUAUGUUGUACACCUGUACUGUAUAUAAUGUAUAUCAACUAUUGUUCAAUAUAACCCCCCCCCCCACUCCAAACUACAAUACAGCAGCCAAAUAUUCCAUCGCAGCACCAUUCAGUAGAACUUUCUGUGAAGAUGGAAAUCUUUUACAUUCGCCCUGGCCAUUACAAGCCAUGCGGUGUGACUACUGAGCACCUAAAAAUAUAACCGUGUGAUGCUUGUAGUAACAGUAUUAUACUGUACACUUAAAAAUUUGUUAAGAGCAGUAAGUAAGGAGAGCCUUCAUUUUAUCAACCUUGACCUUUCUGAGCAUGGGGAGCACAAACAAGGAGAACAACUCCACAGAGAAAUCUGAAGAACAUAUGAGUUGCACGCUUACAUCAGUAGAAGCUGAAGAGGGACCGGGAACUUCUGCUGAAACAGAGAUAGCAAAAAACUCAGCACAGGGGACCAAAAGGAAAAGAGACACAAAAAAUAGCACAGGAGACACGUCACAACGCUGUGACGGUGUGAAACCUCCGAGGACCCCGACGCGGAUCCCCAUCCCCCCUCUUCCUUCUGUCCUGCCGCCUGUCAACCUGGUCCACAGGGACGUCAUUCGAGCUUGGUGCCAGCAGCUAAAACUGAGCACCAAAGGCCCGAAACUAGAUGGAUAUAAACGACUCUGCGAAUAUGCUUACCCUCAUCAAAAAAACUUUCCUGCCACGGCACAGGAGGCCAGGAUCCUGUCACUGUCGAAAAGGAUAAAGAUAGAAAAGGGGGUGCUACCCCUGGAAGGCUCUGAAGGGGCUGCUCUUCCUACAGGGGGGCCACCUGCCCUCGAGGGAGCUCCUCUGCCUCCUGAGGGAGUUGUCUCGACUUCUGCCCCCAACUCAGAAGCUGUGUUUGCCGCCUGGAGCAGGUUGAAAACCAGGGCCGUGAAGAUGGAGCCGGUACACUCACAAGAGACUGGCGAGGUCCUGUGGUGCGUGGUCCACGGGAGAAGUCUCCCAGCUAACACAGGCGGCUGGGCUCAUUUACAGUUUCAUGCUGGGCAGGCCUGGGUGCCUGGAAAGCGAAGGAGGGUGUCCGCACUCUUCCUGAUACCUUCUGGCGAUUUCCCACCCCCACACCUGGAGGACAACAUGCUGUGCCCUGAGUGUGUACACAGGAAUAAAGUAUUAACAAAAAGCCUGCAGUGAGAUCAUAAUAGCAGGAAAAGGGUACAGCUAUGAUUAUAAUUAAUGAUAGAGAAGUGACUACAAUCAACUCCACGGUGACUUUAGACAGCUGGACUCAGGGCCACUCCACUCUCUCCAUGCCUCCGGUGUCCAGGGUACACAACCUGCUUACAAGGUCACGUGAAGAAAGAAAACCUGUGAGCUGAUGGGAAACACAAGCAGAAGUGACCAUCUCUCCAAAGAUGACCAGCCCUAAGGCAGCAAAGGUUAAAGGAGAUGGGGACAUUUAAAAAUAUUAAGUCACCGAAUGGAAUUAAUUUGCUUGAAAAUGCCUCAAGUAAAUUUCUACAUUGGACAAGACAGAUCUUAUAGGCAACAGUUGCAAUUUGGUCAUGUACACCUCAACCAGAUAUUCAACUUUAUCAUCACCAGGCAUGGUACAAGCAGAAACGUGUUGUCGCUGACAAUAUUCUUGCGCCAAAGACUCUAUUCACAGGGAAGCAAUCAGUCCUGAUGAUGCCUCUUGUCUCAGUGUAAUUAGGUGAGCUUACCUUCUUUUUGGUGUCAGUUACUUAGAUGCACCCAUCCAUAUGUAAAUAUUCACAACCUAUGCACUUAAGACGUCUAUUUUAUGUAUAUGUGAGUUAUAUAUAAUUUUUUUAAAGUGUUCCGGAUUGAAUGAUACAUUAUAGUGCCUCUAGUAAAAAGGCAACUAGAAAAUUUUAAAAUUAAAACUUUUAUUUUAAAAU
Molecule: messenger RNA, 2503 nt
Organism: Dama dama (fallow deer)
Lineage: Eukaryota; Metazoa; Chordata; Mammalia; Artiodactyla; Cervidae
Product: developmental pluripotency-associated protein 4-like
Exons: 1
Coding region: 906-1775 (289 amino acids)
Biological process (GO): system development
Cellular component (GO): nucleus
Molecular function (GO): chromatin binding
Source: RefSeq, a predicted model, not a curated record